GUGGAGCCCAGUAUAUGGUGUCCUCUAGUUUAGGCCUAUGAUAAUUGGGCUUUUGUGCCUAAACAAAGACCUUUCUUAGCAGUAACUGAGCAGUUAGCAGCAGCACCGUUGUUUCUUUGUACCUCCUCCGCACACAACCAUCAAUAAACAUAGAAGAAGAAGGACCUAACCACCUCAAGAGAAAGAUAGGUCAAUGGAUCAAUCUUUCCUUGUAAUGCUCUCCAAUCUACUCCACCUCCACAACUCCCUGGACCCCACCACCUCCCUCCUCUCCGACGCCCUCUCCUCCUCCUCCUCCUCCUCCUCCUCCGCCUCCACCCCCUCCUCCCUCCUCCACUCCUCCUCCAUCGCCCCUCUCCUCUUCUUCACCAUCGCCUCUGUCCUCUCCUACGUGACCUCCACGCGCCCCUCUCUCACCACCACCACCACCACCACCACCACCAACAACAACAACACCACCACCACCAAUUCCAACAACAAUAAUCCUUCCUCGGACUACUCCGUCUCCGCCUUCCGCGCCCUCUCAACAGAACACAUCUGGUCCCUCGAAGCCCCUCUCCGCGACGCCCACUGGCGCUCCCUCUACGGCCUCUCCUACCCUGUCUUCACCACCGUCGUCGACAAGCUGAAACCCCACAUCGCCCUCUCCAACCUUUCCCUCCCUUCCGACUACGCCGUCGCUAUGGUCCUCUCCCGCCUCGCCCACGGCCUCUCCGCCAAAACCCUCGCCUCCCGCUACUCCCUCGACCCUUACCUCGUCUCCAAGAUCACCAACAUGGUCACUCGCCUCCUCGCCACCAAGCUCUACCCUGAAUUCAUCAAGAUCCCCGUCGGCCGCCGCCGCCUCCUCGAAACCACACAGGCCUUCGAGGAACUCACUUCGCUUCCCAACAUGUGCGGCGCCAUCGACACCACUCCCGUCCAUCUCCGCAAUAACCCUAACCCUAAUACUAACCCUAACUUCUACCGCUGCCGCUACGGCUACCCUUCGUUGCUACUUCAAGUCGUGUCCGAUCAUAAGAAGAUCUUCUGGGAUGUUUGUGUCAAGGCCCCCGGCGGCACUGAUGACUCCACGCACUUCCGCGAUAGUCUCCUCUACCACCGCCUCACCUCCGGCGACGUCGUGUGGGACAAGGUCAUCAGCGUCCGCGGCCACCACGUCCGCCCUUAUGUCGUCGGGGAUUGGUGCUUCCCUCUGUUGCCGUUUUUGCUUACACCGUUUUCUCCGAGUGGAAUGGGGACUCCUGCCCAGAACCUGUUCGAUGGAAUGCUCAUGAAGGGAAGGUCUGUUGUUGUGGAAGCCAUUGCACUUCUCAAGGGAAGGUGGAAGAUUCUUCAGGAUUUGAACACCGGCGUUCGCCACGCGCCUCAAACCAUCGUGGCUUGUUGUGUGUUGCAUAAUCUGUGCCAGAUUGCGAGGGAACCUGAACCGGAGCUGUGGAAGGAGCCUGAUGAGAGUGGACCUCCUCCUAGAGUCAUGGAUAGUGAGAAAUCGUUUUAUUACUUUGGGGAAAACUUGAGGCAGGCCCUAGCUGAUGAUUUGCACCAGAAACUAUCCUCAAGAUAGUUGGAAUUGGAUAGUUACUUGCUUUUUACUAUAACUGCCUCGCAAGUAAGGGGAAGGAGGGUUCGAUCAAACACACAUAGUGUGUUUUUAUGAGUAUGUUUUAGUUUUGAAUAAUUUAUGAGCUUGUUGGUGUUAGUAACCUGGUGUAGUAGUAGAAUACAUGAUAAAGAUUGGUGGUGGUGGUGUGGCGUCUAACUGUAAUGGCAUAGCUCCAGUCUUGUGGAUGUGAAUGUGAAUGUGGAGUAGUGGACUACUAACAUUGUUCUGUAUUCGUAUAUGAAAUGAUAUGUUUCAGACUAGUUUUAACUCUAAUGCCA
This is a messenger RNA of Glycine soja, 1884 nucleotides long. RefSeq names its product protein ANTAGONIST OF LIKE HETEROCHROMATIN PROTEIN 1-like. The transcript has a single exon. The record is from RefSeq and is a predicted model, not a curated record. The coding region runs from base 194 to 1567 and encodes 457 amino acids. Lineage: Eukaryota; Viridiplantae; Streptophyta; Magnoliopsida; Fabales; Fabaceae.